Messenger RNA from Nelumbo nucifera (sacred lotus), 1099 nucleotides. RefSeq lists its product as uncharacterized. The record is from RefSeq and is a predicted model, not a curated record. NCBI's taxonomy places the organism in Eukaryota, Viridiplantae, Streptophyta, Magnoliopsida, Proteales, Nelumbonaceae.
UUUAUCAAACGCAGCGUAAAGGAAUUAAACAAUUCACAACUGAUUCAAAUAAACGAAGGGCUCAGAAAUCGAAAUCCUUGACAUUGCACAAGUAGCAGAAAAAGCAAGAUUAGAAAACCCGCGGUAAAUGGAAAGAGGCACAAACACUGCUUCGACGACGAUGGAUAACCCAAUUGCAGACCCCGAUCGAGAUUCGAUACCUAUGCCUAUACAAAACAAUCCGGAUUCCCAUGAAAGUCGUUUUGAACCGAAACCCUUGCUCGAUCAGAAUGAGCUCCUUAAAGCUAUCGAAAUCGUUGAAAAGGAUUCACUGGCCAUUGCCGAGAGCUUCACGUCCCUCUUCUCCUCCCUCCGCUUGGCUCUAUCUCAGGCCACCAACAACUCGAUCGAUCAUAUGCAAUGCUUCAGCGAUGUUGUUGGCCGCCUGCAAGAAUCUGCACUUGAUGCAGCAACCAGGGGAAACAGAUACAUAAAUUCAUGUCUCAGGUUAAAUGAGGAAAUGAAAGGCAUUGAAAAUCUAGCUGUACAGUUGAAAAUCCUCAGGAGUAAUGUAGAUGCCCUGGAUUCAGCAGUGAAUAGGCUCAUCUGAUUUCCAUUAUUUUAUGGCAUUCCAGCACGUUAGAACUACUCAAAAACGUUUGAUUGGUGAAACUGCCUUUGAAGAUGCUACGUGCUGUUCCUAGAGAGCUUUCAAGGUUGAAGAUGCCUUAAAGUCUGGCUCUUCUGCAAACAAAUUCUGAAGGGUAUGCCAUUUCAUGACCUAUAAUAUAUUGAUUGCAUCCAAAAUCAUAAAAAGAAUAAACAAAUAGAGUUUUCUCCAAUAUGGAUGUUUUAGCGAGAAGAUACAUUGUCAUCAAUACCGUCAUUAAUGGGAUGACCAUUAAGGUUGAUUGUCUGCUUUGACGUUGGUUUGUUUACAGAAGGUUGAAUACCGGUAAGAUUACAGUGUAUCAUUAACUUGGAUGUGGUUAUAAAGGAAAGUAAGAGGUUACAGUUACAGAGAAUUUGACUGUUAAGAGGAUGUUACUGUUACAGUGUUAAAUAGAUUUCAUUAGUUCAUUUAGCAUGAAGUGCAAGCAGGUUGUUGAACCAUCAGAAA